Molecule: messenger RNA, 1040 nt
Organism: Merops nubicus (carmine bee-eater)
Lineage: Eukaryota; Metazoa; Chordata; Aves; Coraciiformes; Meropidae
Gene: PRRC1
Product: proline-rich coiled-coil 1
Exons: 6
Coding region: 24-1040 (338 amino acids)
Biological process (GO): activation of protein kinase A activity
Cellular component (GO): cytoplasm
Molecular function (GO): protein kinase A regulatory subunit binding
Source: RefSeq, a predicted model, not a curated record
CAUUUUUUUCUAGCUGAAGAAAGAUGAUGGAAGAGAGUGGAAUAGAGACAACCCCACCUGGCACCCCCCCACCAAGCACAGCAGGGGCUCCUGCCGCUGCCACUGCCACACCUGUGUCACCAGGUGUGUCCAGUCCCCUUGCUACACUAAGCAUGUCGGCUUCUCCCACAUAUUCGCCACCUUUGCCAGCUGGAGUGUCUCCACUUCCUUCUAUGAUGACUUCAGCUUCUCUUCCAGUUGUGCCUUCUGCAACAGUUUCUACUAUUGCAGCACCUCUAGCUCCUGCCCCGCCUCCUGUUCCCCCUUCAGCUUUUAGUACCUCCAUGUCCCAGUUCUCUACACCUCCUCCAUUAAGCUCUGUUACUGCCCCUAGUCUUCCAGCACCUCCCACUGGUCCCCCCAUUUCAGGAUUUUCCGUGUCUUCAACCUAUGACAUUACCAGAGGCCAUGCUGGUCGAGCACCACAAAGCCCACUGAUGCCAUCAUUUUCUGCACCUCCAGUCACAGGUGUUUUGACAGAUCCGAUUACUCAACAAGCAACUUUCUCAUCACCUUUGGCUCCUGGAACUGGUUCUGCAAUCACUUUUCCUGAGGAGUGUGAAGACCCCAGAGUAUCUCCUGCCCAAGGUGGAGCACCUGCUGGAGGACUGUGGGGGUUUAUAAAGGGUGUAGCUGAGAAUCCCAUGGUGAAGUCUGUUCUUGAUAAAACCAAACAUUCAGUGGAAACCAUGAUCACAACACUGGAUCCUGGCAUGGUUCCAUAUAUCAAAACUGGGGGAGAACUGGACAUAGUGGUUACUUCUAAUAAGGAGGUAAAAGUUGCGGCAGUUCGAGAUGCCUUUCAAGAAGUUUUUGGAAUGGCUGUUGUUACUGGAGAGGCUGCACAGUCUAACAUCGCACCCCAACCUAUAGGCUAUGCUGCAGGUUUGAAGGGAGCCCAAGAAAGGAUAGACAGCUUGCGUCGGACAGGAGUCAUACAUGAGAAGCAGCCUGCUGUGUCAGUGGAAAGCUUCAUUGAGGAGUUGCUUCCUGACAAGUGA